AUAUUCAAUAAACUGAGCCCAGAAGAAUACAUCUUGGGUACAAUUGACUUGUAUCUGGAUAUAGUAAAUCUUUUUAUUGCCAUCUUGACACUUUUAGGUGGUGAUUCAGGUCUUGGGUAA
Molecule: messenger RNA, 120 nt
Organism: Paraglomus occultum
Lineage: Eukaryota; Fungi; Glomeromycota; Glomeromycetes; Paraglomerales; Paraglomeraceae
Source: the annotation of a GenBank genome assembly